CAACAACUGAAUACCUUCUCAACAUGCCGCCUUCUUCGAAAUGGGCCGAUGGGCCAUGGUCACUUCUUCAAACGCCUUCUGCCACAAAAGAUGUCACGCACCACUCGGCGCACCACAUCGCCAACGAAAUGGCCUCCGCUCACAACGCCAUGAUCCGAGGCCUGAACGCUAUCUACCUUCAAGCACCCAACAUCCCCACCACCUCCCCUCAAACAGUCGCUGACUUCUUGUUCUUCGUCGCCACGUGGUCGGGUUGGAUCAUGCACCACCAUGUCAUGGAGGAGACGAUGUUGUUUCCAGGUUUUGAAGAGGUGCCGGGCGUGAAGAAGGGCGUUAUGGAGGCGAAUGUGGAGCAGCAUCAUGCGUUUCUCGAGGGACUGGAGGGCCUAAACACAUAUGCAAGGACGACCAAGCCGGAGGACUAUGACGGAAAAGGAGUCCGUGCGACGCUAGAAAUCUUUGGGGACGCACUGCGCACCCAUCUCGCGGACGAAAUUGGCACGCUGUGGGCGUUGGACUGCGUAGCUUCCGAGCAUGCGAAAAAAUUGCAGGACGUGUAUGACAAGUGCGAGGCGGAGGCGAUGAAGCAGAGCAAGUUCGAGGUCCCGCCCAUGGUGAUGGGUCUUUGCGAUCGGACGUAUGAAGGAAGAGACUGGCCGACGAUGCCGGCGAUUGCAGAUUAUGUUAUUAAUUAUGUGUUUGCAUGGAGGCAUCGGGGGGCGUGGAGGUUCCUGCCUAGCGAUCAUUUUAGGAGGCCGAGGAAGUUGCCGUUCGUGGAGGAGUCGUGAAGCCAUUUCGGCCGAAAUUCAAAGUCAAUUCGGUUCUGUUUCGCUCUGUGAAGCCAUCCAGGCUUACGUGUGUCCAUCAGGUGAAGGCG
Messenger RNA from Trematosphaeria pertusa, 877 nucleotides. RefSeq lists its product as uncharacterized. The record is from RefSeq and is a predicted model, not a curated record. The transcript is spliced from 2 exons. Lineage: Eukaryota; Fungi; Ascomycota; Dothideomycetes; Pleosporales; Trematosphaeriaceae. The coding region runs from base 24 to 788 and encodes 254 amino acids.